CUCAUUUCCAAAUUUGCCGAAAAUGAGCAACUUGAUCGCCAAGCAAGUCGAGUUCUACUUCUCGGACAGCAACUUCCGCCGGGACAGGUUCCUCCAGGCCGAGACCGCCAAGCACCCGGAGCGCUUCAUCCCGUUCAGCGUCCUCUUCACCUUCAAGAAGCUCCAGGCGCUGACGACGGACCCGGCCGAGCUCGCGUCGGCCAUCGAGACCUCCAAGGUCGUCGAGCUCAACGCCGAGCGCAACGCGCUUCGCCGCGUCGUCGCCGAGCUCCCGGUCGACACGUCGGCCGAGCGCACGAUCGUCUUUGUCGGCCUUGGCACGCUCCCGCCGACGCACGAAGAGAUUGCGGCGGCCUUUCCCGCGGACGUUGUCACGUUCUCGCGCGUCUGCAAGAUGGCCGGUCGCUUCUUUGGCUGCGUGCACGUCGAGUUCAAGGACGACGAGACGACGAACGCGAUCCUCUCGGGCCCGGCCAUCGUCAUCAAGGGCCUCGCGACGCAGAAGAUGCGCCUCGCCGAGUUCCUCAAGCUCCCCAUGGACGACCGCCGUGACUUUGAGAAGGGCAUCCAGGUCAUGAUCCGGUCUACCAACGUCCCGGACGACGUCUCGUUCCACGAACUCAUGGCCGCGAUCGAGGGUCUCUGGGCCGACGACCGCCAUAAGAAGCCGCUCGUGAGCCUUCUCGAAGCCAAGAACGAGCUCCAGCUCCUCUACUCGCAGCCGGCGUACGCGACGGAAGCUGUCGAGUACCUUGCCGCGCACCCCGUCGUUCUCAAGGACGUGACGCUUGUGUUCGAGCACGUGACGGACGCUGAAGCCGUCGCCGCUCGCACCCGCAAGGAGUCCAAGAAGCGCUCGCGCGACGAGUCGGACGGGCCGCGCCAGUACGUGUGCAUCUCCAACAUUGGCAAGGGCGUCAAGUUUGGCGACAUCAAGGACAUGCUCAUCGCGGCCGUUGGUGAGGGCAACCGCCCGCCGUACGUCGAGUACGCCAACGGCUCGACGAUCGCCAAGAUCAACUUUACCGACAUGACGUCGAGCCACCGCAUCCUCGCGCAGCUCCAGGCGCUCGAGAACCCUUUGCUCGGCGGCAAGACGCCAGUCUUUGCGCUUGUCAACGUUGGCGAAGAGCCGCCGGUCGAGGUCGACUACGAAAAGGGCCUCAUCGUCAAGCUUACUGGCGUGCCCUCGACGGUCUCGCGCGAUGUGAUCAAGGCCACCCUCAACGAUCAGAUGGACGCGGCGGGUGUCGUCGCCUACAUUCAGUUCCAGCUCGGCCAGACCGAGGCGCUUCUCCGCGUGGAUACGCCGGUCGCGGCCGCCAAGGUCGUGUCGCUCGUGAGCCACGGCGUGGUCGUCGGUGACAAGGAAGAGAAGCUCGGCGGCGCCGUCAUCCUCGAAGGCGAUGAGGAGCACGCGUUCUGGCUCGAGGCCGAGACGGCGCGCCGCGCGCGCCUCUCCCAGUCGGAUAGCAACAAGUUCCAGCGCUCGGACGGCGGCCGUGGCGGCCGUGGUGGUCGUGGCCGUGGCCGCGGUCGUGGCGGCCGUCGCUAAGCACGUGCGACACGAUAGUUUUGAUAACGCCAUUAUAACACCUUAUGUAAUCCA
Molecule: messenger RNA, 1609 nt
Organism: Saprolegnia parasitica CBS 223.65
Lineage: Eukaryota; Oomycota; Saprolegniomycetes; Saprolegniales; Saprolegniaceae
Exons: 1
Coding region: 23-1555 (510 amino acids)
Biological process (GO): RNA processing
Cellular component (GO): nucleus; ribonucleoprotein complex
Molecular function (GO): RNA binding
Source: RefSeq, a predicted model, not a curated record